This is a messenger RNA of Seminavis robusta, 1152 nucleotides long. The record is from the annotation of a GenBank genome assembly. Lineage: Eukaryota; Bacillariophyta; Bacillariophyceae; Naviculales; Naviculaceae.
AUGCAUCGUUGCUUUCAUGAAUACAUGACAUCUCCAUCCCCUCCUGUCGACUCGUUGUUGUUGUUCUUGCAUCAAAAGGAUGUUUGGAUUAACAGCAUCUUUCCAUUUUUGGGAAUGGGACACUUUGCCUUUGUUGGAUUGGCCAACAAGAAACUGAGCAACCUCUACAGGGAGUUUUGUGAUUCGGUGGAGAGCCCUCCAAGGGUCUACGAUGAUGAGAGUGAGGAUCAGCGCUUGGCAACUAGCAGAGAUACAUUCUACAGAGUUGCAUUCUCUAAUGUUCCAUCUGCCGAGUUUUGGGAACGGGACACUUCCAGUGGCAAAACCCCCAACCCAGGCCAACUCUGUACUAAAAUUGUUGAAAAUGGAAGCCUGCCAACUCUACAAUGGUCCCACAAGAAAGGAUACCCAUGGGACGACAAUACAGCCUGGACUGCUGCUAACAAUGGUCAUUUGGAAAUCCUCAAAUGGGCUCGUACAAAUGGAUGCCCAUGGGAUGAAGAGACAUGCACCUCGGCUGCGCACAUGGGCCAUCGGGACAUUCUGAAGUGGGCCCACGAAAAUGGAUGCCCUUGGGAUGUAUGGACCUGCUAUUUUGCUGCUUUGAAUGGUGAUUUGGAAACUCUCAAAUGGGCACACAAAAAUGGUUGCCCAUGGGAUGAGAAAACAUGUGCUGCCGCUGCACAACAUGGUCAUAUGGAUGUGUUGAAAUGGGCCAGAGAAAACAACUGUCCUUGGGAUAUUGCCACAUGCUGCAGUGCUGCCGGAAAUGGUCAGUUGAAAACUCUGAAGUGGUCACAUGAGAAUGGAUGCCCCUGGGAUGCCAGCACAUGUAUGGAAGCUGCUGGUGGUGGUCAUUUGGAAACAUUGGAGUGGGCCCGUGAAAAUGGAUGCCCCUGGGAUGCAAGAACAUGUACAGAAGCCGCCAGAAAUGGCGAGUUAAAAACUCUAAAGUGGGCACAUCAAAAUGGAUGCCCCUGGGAUGCCAGCACAUGUAUGGAAGCUGCUGGUGGCGGUCAUUUGGAAACAUUGGAGUGGGCCCGUGAAAAUGGAUGCCCCUGGGAUGCAAGAACAUGCAGGAAAGCUGCUAGAAAUGGCCAGUUGAAAACCCUCCAGUGGGCACGUGAGAAUGGAUGCCCAGAAGAGGAGUAG